GCAUCAAACGUUUUAGCGAAGAAAAAGUGGCUAUUUUUUAUAAUUUCGCCAACUAAUAUUGGCAGUUUUUGAAAUAAUAGUUAUUUCACCGAUUCCCGACAAUGGCCCACAUUCCAGCAACGUCGCUGGGAAGUAAAAGUAAGAAGCACUUUCUCGGUGUUCCGGCUCCUCUUGGCUACGUCGCCGGUGUAGGUCGUGGUGCUACCGGUUUCACAACCCGUUCGGAUAUCGGUCCAGCUCGAGAUGCUAAUGAUGUGUCGGAUGACCGCCAUGCACCGCCGGCAGCAAAGCGUAAGAAAAAGGAGGAGGAGGAGGAGGACGAUGAGGAUUUGAACGAUUCCAACUACGAUGAGUUCAGUGGUUACAGUGGUUCGCUCUUUUCGAAGGAUCCCUACGAUAAAGAUGAUGCAGAGGCGGAUGCCAUCUACGAAAGCAUCGACAAGCGUAUGGAUGAGAAGCGAAAGGAGUAUCGAGAGAAACGGUUGAAAGAGGAUUUGGAAAGGUAUCGUCAGGAGCGGCCCAAAAUUCAACAGCAAUUUUCAGAUUUAAAGCGUAAUUUAAUCGCAGUAAGUGAGGAUGAAUGGGCCAAUUUGCCGGAGGUAGGAGACAGUCGGAAUAAAAAGCAAAGGAACCCUAGAGCAGAGAAGUUCACUCCCUUGCCGGACAGUGUCCUGUCGAGGAGUUUGGGCGGAGAAUCGAGCAGUACGAUCGAUGGAAGAUCCGGGCUGGCUUCGAUGAUUCCAGGCGUUUCAACGCCGGGAAUGCUGACUCCAAGUGGUGACUUGGAUUUGAGAAAGAUCGGCCAGGCAAGAAACACGUUGAUGAAUGUAAAAUUGUCCCAGGUAUCGGAUUCGGUUGCCGGACAAACAGUGGUCGAUCCUAAGGGAUAUUUGACGGAUCUUCAAAGUAUGAUUCCUACUUAUGGUGGAGAUAUUAACGAUAUCAAGAAGGCACGACUGCUACUGAAAAGCGUUCGUGAAACCAAUCCCAACCAUCCGCCGGCCUGGAUUGCUAGUGCUCGCUUGGAGGAAGUUACCGGAAAAGUACAGAUGGCACGUAAUUUAAUUAUGCGAGGCUGCGAAGUAAAUCCGUUGAGUGAAGAUCUUUGGUUGGAGGCGGCUCGUCUUCAACCGCCGGAUACUGCAAAGGGAGUGAUUGCGCAAGCUGCGCGGCAUAUUCCGACGUCGGUGAGGAUUUGGAUUAAAGCAGCUGACUUGGAAACAGAGGUCAAAGCCAAGAGACGUGUUUUCCGGAAGGCGUUGGAACAUAUUCCAAAUUCUGUCAGAUUAUGGAAAGCAGCUGUUGAGUUGGAAAAUCCCGAGGAUGCUAAGAUCCUCCUCUCGAGAGCAGUGGAGUGUUGUAAUACCAGCGUGGAAUUGUGGUUAGCUUUGGCACGAUUAGAAACGUACGAAAAUGCUCGUAAGGUGCUGAACAAAGCUCGUGAAAAUAUUCCUACCGACAGACAGAUUUGGACGACUGCUGCCAAGUUGGAAGAAGCUAACGGAAAUAUUCACAUGGUGGAGAAGAUUGUUGACCGUGCUUUGAGCUCUCUUAACGCCAAUGGAGUUGAAGUCAACAGAGAUCAGUGGUUGCAGGAAGCUAUGGAAGCGGAGAAAGCUGGCGCCAUCAAAUGCUGUCAAGCCGUCGUGAAGGCCGUAAUUUCUGUUGGAAUAGAAGAGGAGGACCGAAAGCAGACUUGGAUCGAUGAUGCCGAUCAUUGCGCUAAGGAAGGAGCCUUUGAAUGCGCUCGCGCCGUCUACAACUAUGCACUGUCAGAGUUCCCUUCGAAGAAGAGCAUUUGGCUGCGAGCAGCGUACUUCGAAAAGAAUCAUGGAACUCGUGAAAGUCUGGAAGCGCUUCUCCAGAAAGCCGUUGCACAUUGUCCUAAGUCGGAAGUUUUGUGGCUAAUGGGAGCUAAGUCCAAAUGGUUGGCUGGAGAUGUUCCGGCUGCUCGGGGUAUUCUUUCGCUUGCUUUCCAAGCCAAUCCCAAUUCCGAAGACAUUUGGCUCGCUGCUGUUAAACUGGAAUCUGAAAAUGCAGAAUACGAACGUGCUAGACGUUUGCUGGCCAAAGCUAGAGCUUCUGCACCUACUCCCAGAGUCAUGAUGAAAUCUGCUAAACUGGAAUGGGCACUCAACAAUCUUGAAGAAGCUCUCAGUCUUCUAGAUGAUGCCGUGAAAGUAUUCCCAGAUUUUGCCAAACUUUGGAUGAUGAAAGGACAAAUUGAAGAACAGAAAAAUCUACUUGAACAAGCGGUUGAAACUUACAUCGCUGGACUAAAGAAAUGUCCCAAUUCGAUUUCCCUUUGGUUGCUUUUGUCCUCCCUUGAAGAAAAGCGUAAACUACUGACCAAGUCCCGUUCAGUGCUAGAACGUGGUCGUUUGAAAAACCCCAAAAACUCCAUUCUCUGGCUUGCGGCUAUUCGAAUCGAAAUACGUGCAGGGCUCAAAGACAUGGCCAACACGCUGAUGGCCCGAGCUCUCCAGGAUUGUCCAAAUGCCGGCGAGCUGUGGGCGGAAGCGAUUUUCUUGGAGCCACGUCCCCAACGGAAAACGAAAUCCGUCGAUGCACUCAAGAAGUGUGAGCACGAUCCACACGUUCUGCUGGCAGUUUCCAAACUGUUUUGGAGCGAACGUAAAAUUCAAAAGUGUCGCGAUUGGUUCAACCGAACUAUCAAAAUCGACCCGGACUUUGGCGAUGCUUGGGCAUACUUUUACAAGUUCGAGCUCCAGCACGGAACCGAACAGCAGCAAAAGGAUCUGCUCGAGCGAUGUGUUGCGGCUGAACCGAAACAUGGCGAAGAGUGGUGUAUGGUAAGCAAGGAUAUUGUCAACUGGUGCUUCAAGACGGAUGAAGUAUUGAAAGCGGUUGUCAAGAUUUUACCCACACCGAUUUAGGAGGUUUAAAAAAAAUAAGAAAUAAUCUUUUGAGUUGCUUUAUCGUAAUGUAAUUGUCUCCAGACAAGCUUUAGGCUACAAACAUACAGUUGGCAGGAUGUGAGUUAAUGUGAAUGUGAUUUCCUUUC
Molecule: messenger RNA, 3025 nt
Organism: Ochlerotatus camptorhynchus
Lineage: Eukaryota; Metazoa; Arthropoda; Insecta; Diptera; Culicidae
Gene: Prp6
Product: pre-mRNA processing factor 6
Exons: 4
Coding region: 102-2897 (931 amino acids)
Biological process (GO): mRNA splicing, via spliceosome; spliceosomal tri-snRNP complex assembly
Cellular component (GO): catalytic step 2 spliceosome; U4/U6 x U5 tri-snRNP complex
Molecular function (GO): protein binding
Source: RefSeq, a predicted model, not a curated record